Messenger RNA from Sebastes umbrosus (honeycomb rockfish), 2342 nucleotides. RefSeq names its product tubulin, beta 6 class V (gene tubb6). Gene Ontology annotation, molecular function: GTP binding; GTPase activity; structural constituent of cytoskeleton. Gene Ontology annotation, biological process: mitotic cell cycle; microtubule cytoskeleton organization. Gene Ontology annotation, cellular component: cytoplasm; microtubule. The record is from RefSeq and is a predicted model, not a curated record. The coding region runs from base 286 to 1626 and encodes 446 amino acids. The transcript has 6 exons. NCBI's taxonomy places the organism in Eukaryota, Metazoa, Chordata, Actinopteri, Perciformes, Sebastidae.
GACAUGUAAGUGACUAGUUCACUACUCUGGAAUCACACAUUUCCACAUAAGUGUGUAUCAGUUUGAAGUAUUGAAGUAUUUCUGUGGGACAAACAAAACAAUGACGGGUUUUAUGCUGAGUGGGACAAACUGGGGUGGCCCCUCAGAGGGCGUGGUCUGGUGAAAGCAUGUGAGAGGAGGAGGAAGAGGAGGAGAUGAAGCUCCCGUUUAACAGACUAGCAUCCGGCAGCGGGAGGACCGACAAAACCCAAGACCAGCACUCGAGAGAGACCGACAGGAGGAAAGAUGAGGGAAAUAGUUCACAUCCAGGCCGGACAGUGUGGGAACCAGAUCGGGACCAAGUUCUGGGAAGUGAUCAGCGACGAGCACGGCAUCGACCCCGCGGGGAGCUACGUGAGUGACUCGUCUCUCCAGCUGGACAGGGUCAACGUCUACUACAAUGAGGCGUCCUCGCAUAAAUACGUCCCCCGGGCCGUGCUGGUGGACCUGGAGCCAGGAACCAUGGACAGCGUACGCUCAGGAGCCUUCGGACAACUCUUCAGACCGGACAACUUCAUCUUUGGUCAGACGGGUGCCGGGAACAACUGGGCCAAAGGUCACUACACGGAGGGGGCGGAGCUGGUGGACUCGGUUCUGGACAUAGUGAGGAAGGAGUGUGAGCACUGCGACUGUCUCCAGGGUUUCCAGCUGACUCACUCCCUGGGGGGGGGCACCGGCUCCGGCAUGGGCACCCUGCUGAUCAGCAAGAUCCGGGAGGAGUACCCCGACCGGAUCAUGAACACCUUCAGUGUCAUGCCCUCACCCAAGGUGUCGGACACCGUGGUGGAGCCGUACAACGCCACCCUGUCGGUCCACCAGCUGGUUGAGAACACAGACGAGACCUACUGCAUCGACAACGAGGCCCUUUACGACAUCUGCUUCCGCACGCUGAAGCUCACGACGCCCACCUACGGCGACCUCAACCACCUGGUGUCGGCCACCAUGAGCGGCGUGACGACCUCGCUCCGUUUCCCCGGGCAGCUCAACGCGGACCUCCGCAAGCUGGCCGUCAACAUGGUGCCCUUUCCCAGACUCCACUUCUUCAUGCCGGGGUUCGCUCCUCUGACGGCGCGGGGCAGCCAGCAGUACCGAGCGCUCACCGUCCCCGAGCUAACCCAGCAGAUGUUCGACGCCCGGAACAUGAUGGCGGCCUGCGACCCUCGCCACGGACGGUACCUGACCGUCGCCUGCGUCUUCCGUGGGCCCAUGUCCAUGAAGGAGGUGGACGAGCAGAUGCUGAACGUCCAGAACAAGAACAGCAGCUACUUCGUGGAGUGGAUCCCCAACAACGUCAAGGUGGCCGUCUGCGACAUCGCUCCCCGGGGGCUCAAGAUGGCCGCCACCUUCAUCGGCAACAGCACGGCCAUCCAGGAGCUGUUCAAGCGGAUCUCAGAGCAGUUCUCCGCCAUGUUCCGCCGAAAGGCCUUCCUGCACUGGUUCACGGGCGAGGGAAUGGACGAGAUGGAGUUCACAGAGGCGGAGAGCAACAUGAACGACCUGGUGUCCGAGUACCAGCAGUACCAGGAGGCCACCGCCAACGACGGCGAGGAGAACUUUGAGGACGAGGAGGACGAGAUCGUCGAGUAAGGAGAUCGAACGUGUCCGGUAAAAGUCUGAGGCAACACUGGUAGAGGGAUCGCGGGAUGUCAGAGUAAUAACAUUAAGUAAUAACAAAUAGACAAGAAAAAAAAGUCGUAAUACUACGAGAAUAAAGUCAUAACUUUACGAGAAAAAAAAAUAACGCAAAAUUACUACUACCAUACUACUAUAUAUAUAUAUAUAUAUAUAUGUAUAUAUAUAUAUAUAUAUACACUAAUAUUAUGACUUUAUUCUCUAAAUCUCAGAUGUAUUUUUUUCCUCAGUGACAAACCUCAUAACGUCAACAAUAAUAAUACUGAACUAUUUAGGGAAUCUAUUUUAUAAGUGUCCGACCAACAGUCAACGUUGGUUUCUUUAGACACUGACGAAAGUCUUUCUCCAACUUUAACCACGUAGUUUCUGUGCUUUCACCAUAGAGGCAUCACAAUAAUAAAAAUAAUAAUAAUAAUAAUAAUAAUAAUAAUAAUAAUAAUAAUAAUAAAUCAGUAAUUGAAUGCGGUGAAUGUGUGCAGUAGGUGUCAUAAAUGCACGGACAUACACAAGGUGGUAAAAGUCGAUGGUGGAAAGACGACGCGUGAUUCCCGGUCAACCCUUUUUGUAUUGUGUUUGAGUGUUUGUUGUUUUCAACAUGUGAUUUUUGUACCCGUCUCGAGUGUCUGCAGAGAGGUUGAAAUAAAAGCUUCUUUCAAGGCCUUGCACUGUGA